Molecule: messenger RNA, 1342 nt
Organism: Molossus molossus (Pallas's mastiff bat)
Lineage: Eukaryota; Metazoa; Chordata; Mammalia; Chiroptera; Molossidae
Gene: DOK6
Product: docking protein 6
Exons: 8
Coding region: 34-1029 (331 amino acids)
Biological process (GO): positive regulation of MAPK cascade; cell surface receptor protein tyrosine kinase signaling pathway
Cellular component (GO): cytoplasm
Source: RefSeq, a predicted model, not a curated record
GGCUCCGGACUCGCAGAAGCCGAGCGCGCUGGCAUGGCCUCCAACUUUAACGACAUAGUCAAGCAGGGCUACGUGAAAAUCCGCAGCAGGAAGCUGGGGAUUUUCAGACGAUGUUGGUUGGUGUUCAAGAAGGCUUCUAGUAAAGGACCCAGAAGGCUAGAAAAAUUUCCAGAUGAAAAGGCAGCAUAUUUCAGAAACUUCCAUAAGGUAACUGAACUGCACAACAUCAAAAAUAUAACCAGACUGCCCCGAGAGACCAAGAAGCAUGCCGUGGCAAUUAUCUUUCAUGAUGAAACAUCCAAGACAUUUGCCUGCGAGUCAGAGCUGGAGGCCGAGGAGUGGUGUAAACACCUCUGCGCGGAGUGCCUGGGGACCAGGCUGAAUGACAUCAGCCUUGGGGAACCUGACCUUCUGGCCGCGGGGGUGCAGCGCGAACAGAACGAGCGGUUCAACGUGUACCUGAUGCCCACCCCGAACCUGGACAUUUACGGCGAGUGCACGAUGCAGAUCACUCAUGAGAAUAUCUACCUCUGGGACAUCCACAACGCCAAGGUCAAACUGGUGAUGUGGCCGCUCAGCUCCCUGAGGAGAUAUGGACGGGACUCCACGUGGUUCACCUUUGAGUCAGGAAGAAUGUGUGACACGGGAGAAGGCCUAUUCACUUUUCAAACAAGGGAAGGAGAAAUGAUCUAUCAGAAGGUCCAUUCCGCAACACUGGCCAUAGCUGAGCAACACGAAAGAUUAAUGCUAGAAAUGGAGCAGAAGGCCCGGCUUCAGACAAGCCUGACCGAGCCGAUGACGUUGUCCAAGUCGGUGUCUCUGCCUCGCAGCGCCUACUGGCACCACAUCGCCCGGCAGAACAGCGUCGGCGAGAUCUACAGCUUGCAAGGGCACGGGUUUGGCUCCUCCAAGAUGUCCCGUGCACAGACCUUUCCCAGCUACGCCUCGGAGCAGAGCGAAGAGACUCAGCAGCCCCUGUCCCGGUCCAGCAGCUAUGGAUUCAGCUACAGCUCCAGCCUCAUCCAAUGACACACAGAGAGCCACCACUGACCAGAGAGACAGUCUGUCCUGGACCUGCGUGCGGGCUCAUGGCGCCCUCUGCCUCCUGGAAGACCAAUUGCAGCAGAAGUUGAAAUGGGUCGGGUCUAGCCCCAAACCCCGUGGAAGGUUCAAAACUGGAGUUCCGCAUCCUUGGUUCCGUGGCUAAGUCCUUUAUUUAUUGAAUUUCUUGGGGGGAUACCUAUGUUUUACAAAAAUAGACUCCAAAUCGUUAUGAACAGUCAUUUCAAUAUAAUUCUUUGGGUCUAACCGCAGCAGCGACCUGGGCCUUGUGAACAUUGCC